UGCCGCUCAGGAGCAAAAUAAGUCUGCAUGCAGCUAGCCAACAUGCAACAAACAGAAAUUAUUCAGUUGUGUCAGUAGUCUGAAAAAACAAAUCCACCUUAGAAAUAGUUCGUCCAGCCUGAACAUAUUUGGUCUAAUGUUUUUUAAACUAAACGCGGACGAGAAGAAAUAGAACUAAAUACGUUGGCGUGCUACUAUUAGCUGAACAUGCUAGCUAACUAGCAACCGUUAGCUGUGAUGGCAGCACCGACUCCGCAGAUAUCGGCUCCCGUGUUAAGCCAAAAGCAGCGCAGGGCUGUCCAGAGGAAAGAGAGAAGAAAACGGAAACGCCAAGCUCUCGCCCAAGCCAGAGAAUGUGGUUUAAAAAAUGGAAGCAAUACACCUGGAGAAGAAGAAAUAAAUGAUGAAGACGAUGAGGAUAAUGAUAUUGCUGAGGUGGAAAGACUGCGGCUGCAUGAAGAGUGGCUGGAAAAAGAGAGGCUUGCCCAGGAGGAAUUCAGGCUGAAGACUGAGAGGGAGGAAGCUGCACGGAAAAGGAAAGAGGAGGAGGAGCGGAUGAUAAAGGAGGAAUGGGAGGCCCAGCAGAGGAGAGAACAAGAAGAAAAAGAGCAGAAGCAGCAGGAGAAGCGAGGCAGAGAGGAGGCUGUUCAGAAAAUGUUGGAUGAAGCUGAAAAUCAGCUAGAUAAUGGAGCCCUGUGGAUGAAUCCUGAGGCUCCUGUGACGGAGAACUCUGACAACUUUGGCACAGAGCGCGACGUAGCCAACUGUCCGUUCUUCCUUAAGACCGGCGCAUGUCGAUUUGGAGACCGGUGUUCUCGGAAACACGUUUAUCCCACAUCCAGCCCAACUCUGAUGAUCCGUGGUAUGUUUACAACAUUUGGCAUGGAGGAGUCACGGCGCGACGAUUACGACAUUGACGCUUGGUUGGAACACAGCGAGGAGGACCUGCAAGAGUCUUUCCUCGAAUUCUACCAUGAUGUCCUGCCAGAGUUAAAGAGCGUAGGCAAAGUGGUGCAAUUCAAGGUUAGCUGCAAUUAUGAACCACACCUGAGAGGAAAUGUUUACGUUCAGUUUGACAUAGAGGAACAGUGUAAAGAGGCUUUAGUCAAGUUCAAUGGGAGGUGGUACGCAGGGCGGCAGCUUCACUGUGAGUUAUGUCCUGUCACACGAUGGAAGAACGCGAUAUGUGGCUUGUUUGACAGACAGAAGUGCCCAAAAGGGAAGCACUGUAACUUCCUGCAUGUAUUUCGAAACCCUGGCAAUGAAUUCUGGGAGGCAGACAGGGACCUGCACAUGUCACCAGACCGCAGCGGCAGGGGGAGUCGCAGAGACGGGUGGCACUCAGAGCGAUACGGAGACCGAUCGUGGUGGCAGCGUCAAAGGAGUAGAAGCCCACCCAGAUCUGAGAGAUCCCACAGCAGACGAGAGGGUGACAGGCGGAGGAGCAGGAGCAGAGAGAGGAGGGCCUCUUACCAGCACAGAGAGGACAAAUGGUCUUCCAGGUCCAGACACAGUGACAAGAGGAACGAUCGGUAUCCGAGCAGAAGUAGAGACAGGUCGAGGAGCAGAAGUAGAGACAGAGAGCAAGACAGGCUGAGAAACAGAAGUAGAGAUAAAGAAAGGGGGCACAAGUAUAGGCACAGAAGUGAAGAGAGAGACAGUAGAGACAGAGACACAGACACUCGAGGAAAAGCAAGGGAAAGGUCAAGAAGCUCAAGCAGGGAGGGGGAAAGCAGAGAAAGGAGCCCCAUGAAACCGGAUAAAAAUGAGAAAACUAAUGACACCAACAAACGCCACCGCCACAAACAGUCCAAAAAGAGCAAGAAGAAGAGCAAGAAAAAGAAGCGUAAGAAGAAGAGCCAUUUGUCCGAAGGGAUGACCUCAUCUGGAGAGUCAGACGAGGAGAAAGAGUCAAAGGAGGAGACAGCGGAGGAUCUCACUGAAAUGAUUCCCACUCAGGAGAAAAACGAGACAGCGCUAAUUCAGAAAAACGACUUGGAUGAGAGUGAGCGCGUCGACAGCGAGAAGACGUUUAAUCCUGAGGUGAAAAGUGAACUCGACACGGGAGUAGAAAGCGAGCCGGAUGGGAAAGGUGUCACGAGUUCCUCUUAGUGGCUCCUACAUUUGACAAUCUGUGAAUUUGGUCCGGCUUUUCUCCUUGUAACUAUGUGAAUGUAUGAGGAGGAAUGAAUUAAAUAUUUUCAGCAAUGAGCGUCACCACUAUGUACAUAUGUGGAUAUAAAAAGGUUAAUGUCACUUGAACACUUGAUUAACUGGAGCUGCGGCAGUACACGGUUACUGUUGCUGAGUAAAAACAACAUAAAACACAAGUUUUUUUAAUACAUUUAUUGUUAAUAACUUUCAAAUAUAAGAAAAAAAAUGUUGGCAAAUGUGUUGGCAGUGUUUAAUACAAAAGGUGAUUUUUUUCUUGCACAAAUCAAAACUUGUUUAAUAAUUAUUUACUCAACAAAAACACUUUGUGGUUUUCAGAAUGCAGAUAAAAAAAUGUGACUGCCUCAGUUUGGGAUGAGUAUCUAUUCAUUACUUGUUGGCUUGUUUUCCUGCGUCCUACCAACAAGUGAACAAGCUGAGAGUGAUGAAUAUUAAUGAUGUACCCUGAUAUGUGCAGUUCAUCUUCUUCUGUUCCUACUCCAUAAAGAAUCUCAGGACAGGCCUGUCUUUAAAUGGAUUGGAAUAAUUAUAUAAUACUGGUUUAUUGUGGCCAAAUAGUCCUCACAUUCAUGUUUUCUUCAAACAUCUUGCAGUCAUAAAUCCCUUUUCUGCCAUGUUAGCCUUCUGUAGACACCAUCGAGAAGGUAAAACACAGUGUUCUUUGGUCAUGUUAGUCAUUAAGAGUAAGCCAAACUAUCAUAAUACAUAAAAUAGUGUUUGGGUUCUUUUUUUGGGUGACUAUCGUAUCCUGACCUAAGAUUUAUCUCCAGAGGCCAUUACAAGCUUCAGUGUUAAACAAAUGUUUCUGUCAGAAAAAUAAAGACAUCAGAAUGACAAAUUUUCACAGAUAAGACACCAAUUACACAAAACAGCUCAAUCUUGAAAAGGAAAUACAAAAUGAUUAAUUUCUGGAGGAGACUCACCAAACACAAACCGACUUGACGUGUACACCGAUGCUGAUUAUGGGUAAUUCUUUAAUACCACUGAAUUGGUGGGUUGGCUCAACCCGUGUAUAAGUGAUCGUAACAGUGCCGGUGAUUCCUACAAUAGCUCUAGCCCCACUUGCUGCCUGUCAUGGGUUAGCAUUACAUUAGAGAGCUGAGCAUCAGCUUGUUUAAAAAAUA
Chelmon rostratus (copperband butterflyfish) is the source of this 3296-nucleotide messenger RNA. RefSeq names its product zinc finger (CCCH type), RNA-binding motif and serine/arginine rich 2 (gene zrsr2). The record is from RefSeq and is a predicted model, not a curated record. The coding region runs from base 238 to 2112 and encodes 624 amino acids. The transcript has 11 exons. Gene Ontology annotation, molecular function: metal ion binding; pre-mRNA 3'-splice site binding. Gene Ontology annotation, biological process: mRNA splicing, via spliceosome. Gene Ontology annotation, cellular component: spliceosomal complex; U2AF complex. Lineage: Eukaryota; Metazoa; Chordata; Actinopteri; Chaetodontiformes; Chaetodontidae.